This is a messenger RNA of Anguilla anguilla (European eel), 8798 nucleotides long. Its product is annotated as Krueppel-like factor 13. The coding region runs from base 335 to 1078 and encodes 247 amino acids. Gene Ontology annotation, molecular function: RNA polymerase II cis-regulatory region sequence-specific DNA binding; DNA-binding transcription factor activity, RNA polymerase II-specific. The transcript has 2 exons. The record is from RefSeq and is a predicted model, not a curated record. Gene Ontology annotation, biological process: regulation of transcription by RNA polymerase II. Lineage: Eukaryota; Metazoa; Chordata; Actinopteri; Anguilliformes; Anguillidae.
UAAUAAGAGAACUGUAUACUGUCACAAUGCAGGGGAGAGGAUAGAAGCAACUAUGGAAGUUUUCACUUCAAAUCUCGUUAACUUUUAAAGCGUUUCGCUGUCAGCAUAAUUACUUAAAAGUCAUUUGCACGUCCACGUUUUGAAUCGCUUCCCAACCAGGAUGCCAAUUUAGCAGAAAAGCUGGUUCAGAUCUUAAAGUGAGUUUUCCAACGAGAUCCGUAGAUACCUCCUUAUCAACAUCACAGAAAGGGAUCUAGGAAGCGUUGAUCAUUUUUUUAAAUCAGUCAUUUUAAUAUAACAAAGAUACUUUGGGGACUUUUUCCUCCUAAACAAAAUGGAUCACUUUGCAGCCGAGUGCCUUGUGUCAAUGUCCAGUCGUGCCAUUGUCCACGGUCAUAAAGGGAACAGAGAGAUCAAACCAGAGACUGCGUCUGCCCAGAGAUAUGGAGAAGAAACAAGGGACCCCCUGGCAAAAGAUAAUUCGUCUCUCUUCGUGGUGGCGAGGAUUUUAGCUGAUUUCAACCAGCAGACCCCUACUGGUCUUGCCGAUCAGGCAAACAUAAAGGAAGAGAACAAACAGCAAACCCCCUCAAGAGUGGAUGGAAACGCUGCCACACCUACCGCCAUCUACAACGACCCGGGUCACAAACAAAGAGGCAAACGCGCGAGAGGUCGAACCGAGCACGAAUCUCCCCUGAAAAAGCACAAAUGCCACUAUUCAGGUUGUGAAAAAGUUUAUGGCAAAUCGUCCCAUCUCAAAGCCCACUUAAGGACACAUACAGGAGAGCGUCCCUUCCCGUGCACCUGGCCCGACUGCAACAAGAAGUUUGCCCGCUCGGACGAGCUGGCCCGCCACUACCGCACCCACACCGGGGAGAAGAAGUUUGGCUGCCCUCUCUGCGACAAGCGCUUCAUGCGCAGCGACCACCUGACCAAGCACGCCCGCCGCCACUCCGACUUCCAGCCCGGCAUGCUGAAGCGGCCCCACGGCGGCGCGGGCACGCGCGCCGGCUCCCUCAGCGACUACAGCCGCUCCGACAUCUCCAGCCCCGCCCUCAGCCCCGCAAGCUCGCCUUAAGCCCCGCCCCCCCCGGCACAUUCCGGCGAAAGCCAGACGACACGCCCACGGAACCCGCAGUACUAAAGUCUUUUUUUGUCCCCUCGACAUUUGUGUUGCACAGUUUGUUGGCUUCCCUUUGCUAACUCUCCGCUUGCUGUACUGUACUGUACUGUAAUGUACUGUGCGUAACUGCCUAUUGUAGUGCAAUCUCUUGUGCAACUCAAAAAAAAGGAAAAAAAAAAGCAACACCUUUCCCAGAGGUGGCAAUAUUUACAUAGUAUAUGAUAUGUAUGUAUUGUUUUUUAGCUUCUGGCUACUGCCAGUUUAUCUGUCAUGUUUUUAUUUCCUUCAUUUAAACUCAGUUCCAAGAAACUGUUUGAUUUUCAAGAAACAACAAUGACAACAGCGACAACAGAUUGACGGAUAUUUAAUAUUCUUCACCUUUAUUUAACAUGGGGGGGUCUCAUCUACACCUCAGGAUUUAAUACAGUUCUUUUCUUAACUACUUAACUUGACUGCACAAUACAAGCAUCACUUUACUCUGAAAUUCAACACGCUUGAAUUUUGUGCCCUGCUCAGGGAUGGCCUCCUUAGCUUGAAAGAAUGAACAUGAUGAAGACAGAACACAUAUUUAAAACAGCCUUACAGUCAACAGGAUUUGCACUCUUUUUUUUGUUUUAUUUGAAAGAUUUGUUAGUUUUCACACUGGGGGAAACUAGCACCAGAUUAACAAUUAAACCUGAGGUUUUCAGGUUUCUUUGGUUAGUUUUUUUUCUCUUUGUAUCAUAAUGCACCUCAGACAAUAGUUGGGUGACUUCUGUGAAUGACCACCCAUUGGUUUAUUUUUGAGACUGAAAAUACAAUUCACUUUUCGUCUUUUCAAUAACUCACCUCAUACCUCCGCUUUUUUAACAGUCUAUCGAUGACCAUGACCACAGGGGCUUUGACAGGGUUUUUUUGUUCAGUUUUGUAUUGUUUUCCUCAAAGGCAGACAUCACUGCUGUCUUGGAGCAUAGGCAAGCACACAGCAAUGCAUAUUUUGUCCCAUCGCUAUCCUUUAACCUCUCAAAUGGAAGUAACAAAUGGAGUCGGCCCUUCUCCAUGCUUUAAAAUAGAAAUGGAGACGCAAGAGAGGUGGUUUCAAAGCAGCCAUUUCUUCAGCAGGAACUACAGGUAGGCUUGAAGUAUAGACACACUUGGGAAUGAUCCAACUGCUUCAAUGGUGGUUUAGAUUGUCAUCAAUUGAUAGAAAGUAGAGUCAAAAAUUACAUAGGGCUUAAUUCAGGUGUAGGUGUCGGUGAGAUACGAGGUAGACUGUGCUUCUGGAAUGUGGACAUUUUGAGUUAUGCCUGUGGGCAGGCUAGCUGAAUGAGGAGGCAAAAGGCACAGCCCACAAACACAAGUCUGUAAUGUUGUUCCUGGUAACAUUACAUGAACUCAUCAAAUUGUGAUGGGGGACAGAUUGUAAAGAGCUGUAUCAUUCAGCUCAAAUACUUUGAAGCCUUUUUGCCAACUUCAGAAAGGCCUCAUUACUUUCUGUUUGUAAGAUUUAUGGAGACAAAAUGAGUUCCGCUAAUGAUUAUGUGUAAUUAAUAUAGGAGCAUGCUAGUGGCCACUUUUUUAGACAAGCCCAAUCAAACCCAUCAUCUGGAGUGCACAGUAAGGCUUUCCUGCGAGAGUAGGGGGGUAGAAACUGCAGACACACUGCGUAAUUGGGGCAUUACUAAAAGUUUCAGAACGUAAUAGAAUGUGUUACCUCUACUUGCAAUUAGACAGUUGCUUUUAAAAUAUGUUUCAGAUUACGGAUAGGCUUCAUACCUUUGUAAAAAAUAAGAAAACUUUUCACUGAAAUGAAAUCGAACAUACCACUCUUUUGGCCAACCAGGGAAAGCGUUUUGAAUGUCCAAUUGUGCUCCCAGUGAAUCUGAAUUUCUUUAAAAAAAACUAAAAAAAGAAAGAAAAAAACCAAACAAAAAAACCCCAAAUGAUUGUGUAAAGGAUGUAUCAAACUAGCGCAUGGCCCAACAAAUACAUGCAUAAUAUGUAUUUUAGACAUUAUGUCAAUCAUUAUGUUACACACACAUCCACCUCCAUACAUCGUGCAUAAUUAUUAGCCUGGACAUGUCUUCUGAAGCUGUUCUCCUGCAAUAUGGCUUUCUCUUUCACUUGGGGCUGUUCCAUAAGAAAUGAUUUGCGGCAUAUCUCACAGCUUUCCUUUGAGUGCAUCCUACCCAAAGAAUGGAGAAUUAAAUGAAUUGUGGAGUUUUUGUGAAAAACAAAAUUCAGAAUGUUUAGUUGGCCAAAAGCAACACCUACCAGUUGGAAACCCCAUGGUUGACUGAUUUGCAAAUCUUUGGAACAACCCUGUGUGGCUUUGGGAUGUCACAUGGAAGGGUCAGAGGUUCCAGGAUUAGGAUGAAUGUGCGCUUACUGCGCUGCUUGGCUGUGCACCCCUGACCCCUCCUCAUGCACUCCCUCAAUUCUGGGAAAGAAGAGCUUCAGGCCAGGAGAGUGAAAUGCCAGCUGGUGAGAAAGAGGAGCCCCUUCAGAGAGGAAUGAGCAGGUGUAGAUCUGUGAAUGGCUGGCCUUGUCCCUCUAAACCCCCGCCAACCUCUUUUCCCUGUCACUGAAAAAGGCACAUAAUCAGUCCUGUGCAACCCCCUGCUUACAGAAAGAAAACACCCAUUAUAAAAACACGCUGAAUCCCUGCUGCAGUAUUCCAGGAAUUGAGUGCAUAUGAAGCUCUACAGUAAGAUUACCCCUGUUCUGCUAUACAGAUUCCAAACUGCAACAUGAUCCUUGAGAUGCGUGUGUGUUUUUCGCCCGGGCUGGGAGUGGGGUUGGGAGGGGAUAGAGGAACCUACAAUGGGGCUUUUUUCCCUCCGCUUUUGAGUCUAACUCUGAAAGCCUUUUGGCGUGAAUGGAUGACACUCCCUUAAAGGCUUGCCUGAUGCACGCUGUUGGCUGCACACACAAGCUUACCGACUUCCUCGAAACCUUGGCGGCUCUCUGCUCCUUGCUACGUGCUUUGCUUUUAUGGAACAAAGUGUAUAUGCGUGUUGGAAUACUCAUUCAUGUUUGAUAAAUUGUGGCACAGGGUAGCUUGCAUAAAAGAGGAAAUACUUGAAAGAUUGAAAGAGGGCAGUCCACUCUGGCUUAUUUUGUUUUGAUAGAUUUUUUUUCUUCAUUAUUGUUUUUGUACUACAUGUGCGGCCUCCACACUGGUCAGGGUCAUCACUUCCUAAUCCGGAAACAACACAUUUACCUCAGGGGCUGUCUUCGACAGCAUUUAUCUGGACUAUUGCACCACUUCUCAGAUUUUUUGUUUUUUUGUACAGUACUACUCUCAGACCCCUCUGCUCCUUCAGUACGCUGCCGGUCAGUGUGGACAGAAGCACUUCUGCAUUCAUUUUUCCCUCAAAAAAAGAGUCCAAACCCUUCCCCUCUCCCAUCCCCCUCUGCAGCCCCAGGCAACUGUGUUGACGAAGCAGCGCCUGGCAACCAAACAUAAAUCCACCUCAUGUGCAUUUAUAAAAACCACUUAUUUACUAAACUGUAUAAAGAUGAUGUAAAACAUCCACUUCAAUCUUGGUUCAGAUUGUCAAAGAUUUCAUACUCAGAUUUGCCAACAGUAAAUAAUUAGCAAGGGAUAGAUGCUUAGUGAAAAGUCCCCAAUAAUAUCUCUCAGAAUUAGUUUAUCUGGGUUAUACUGAUUUUUAUUGAGAAAUUCACGUUAUCUUUUAAUUCACAAUACCAAAUCUACCUGAAUCAUUAAAUACAAGAAAGACCAUUAACAGCUGUCAUAUAUGUCCUGUUCAGCAGUAUUUAUUCAUUUAUUCUGUGCUUUGAAAACAAAUGAACAUAGACAUGAACUUUUUGAAUUUGGUAAAUAUUUUUUUCCUUUUCAUUUGUAUAUUCCUGCAUUGGAUUGAUACUUUUGCUAUUUUCAGGUAAUUAUUAUUAUUAUUAUUAUUAUUAUUAUUAUUAUUAUUAUUAUUAUUAAUAAUAUUAUGGUAUUUUAUUUGUUAUCACUGUAUUUUCAUAAACUGUUGGAACAAUGUAGUGUCACAUUGGUGGCUUCAUUUUACUGUUUUCGAGCUAUGAACACUAUGUUGAAUAUUGAGAAAUGGACACCAAAUUUACAAACACCAAAAUGCAUGCUGUUGAUUCUGGAAGUUAAAAGUACAUUUCCAUUUCCCUUAAUACUUGUUGAUAUGGGAUAUGGUGAUAAGAAGCAACACAUGGUGAAAUUAUAAAGGGAAAUAGCAUUUUCAUAGACCUGUACAGUGUACCUUAUCCGUCUGCUGAAUGUUGCAUAGCCGUAAAGGCUGAUAUAAUACAAUUUAUUGUUUAUUUCCCUUUCAUUUGGUUUAUUAUUUUUCACUCCAAGAUUUCAGCGCUUUGUUCUAUACCCACAGAUGAAGAGAUCUGUGGGAUACUUGUAGAGGAAGGGAUCUGGGUGGGGGUGGGGGUCAUCAGAACGCAUAUGUUCAUUUUUGUUGAAUUUAGCCAAAAUGUCUGAAUGUCACUGGUCAUAGCUAAUAGCUAAAACAGUUUCUGGUGGUUAUCGUAUCUGGGUUCUCUUAAAAGGCACAAUGAAAGAACAUUCUGAGAUUAACUACAUUAUCUUCACAAAGAAAAGGAUUCCUUGUAAAAUCUUGAUUUUGCAUCCCCCCCCCCCAAAAAUUUUUUUUUUUAAAUAAAAAUUUAAAAAACCUUCUUUUUUAUCACCUGCUUAACACCCUUUUGUAUCAUUAUAACCAGGUUGUCCAGAUCUUAUAAAUGACACUUUAGCAAGGGAAUGAUUUGGGAUUUAAUUAAAAGGAAAAGUGGACUUGAUCACAAAGUGAAUGAGUUGGAUGAUUUGAAUUUGUGUGCCAAAGGCUUAAGUGAUCAUUCAGUUAUUAUUGACUUUAUUAAACAACACCAAAUUCCCUAACUAUAUUAAGACCCAACAUACUUGUACAGUUUUGUAUGUGAUGUCAUUUUAGUUUGUAUGUUUAUGUAUAGAAUGAAGAUGUCUGUGUAUUAAAUACGCAAGUAUUUUUAUGCUUAAAAUCUGCUGUGAGCUAGAUACUUAUUUACUUUUCAUUUAUUUUAACCUGCAUAAUGAAAGGAGACUUGUUUCCUAUCCAAUUUUUUUCUUAAGCUGUGUUUUUCUUUUUAUAACCUUAUGUCUGUUUGUCAUUUUAAAAUUCUUCAUUGUCAAAUGUAGCAAAUCUCAGAUGUGCUCACACAUAGUACAAAGUGAAUACAUACCCAUUCCGAAGGACUGCAGUUUAACUUGCUAUCUUUGCGCUGCUUUGCCUCAAACCAUGUUUUCAGACCCUAAUUUUAUGUUCAUGUCUUUUUUUUUUUUUUUUUUUUUUUUUACAUGUCCCUGUCUUACUUACUUACUUACUGUGAUACAUUUAUAAGACUGUUUGAGUAGUAGAUUGGGUACUUCUUUACUUCUACGUAGUUCGCUUUUUUGGUUGUAUUGCUUUAUUUUAAAAAAGUUUUGUGUGUUUAUUUCUUUCAGAGUUCCUCUUCCUAUUUAGUAGGCUGGUCCUUUGAUUUUUUUUUAUUUUUAAAUUGAUGUCAUGUCCAGACAAGUCCCACCCCUGCUCUGCCAUAAAAGGGAAUUAGGAAAAAUACUUCCUGCUUUGUCAUGCUGAUGUUUCAAUUUUGAACACUUUAUCCGUUCCUGCUUUGUGGCUUACUGCAGUAGUUGCUUAAUGUAAAGUGACGUGUACUAAAAUGGCAGAUGUGUUCACUGUAGAAAAAACAAAAACAUGAUUCAGCCUGUGAAGUGCGUUUUCGGAGGUAUGCAGUUUUAAGACAUGAUGUGACUAAAGUCCAUGGUAGCAACUUGCAUUAAUACUUGGGUCAAACUAUGAGGUAGACCACAUUGGCUUAAUUAAAGGGGGUGGAGCCAGCUUACAGUGAUUCUACCUAGUGUUUUAUUUUUUCUAAGACUGGGUCCAGGAAUGGUUCUCAGAUGUUUCAGGAGUGGAUCGAGAAAGGCUUCAGAAAUGUUAAUUUGCAAUUCGAUAAAUGACUGUCCCCAAAUUAUAAAGAUUUGCACAGUGGAUAAUUCCUUCCGUAUUUCCUUUCACGGGCAUGUCUGUUGCUCUUGCAGUGAUAGAACUCCUGUGGACUAAGGAUUCUGGUCCACAGUGCUCCAUACUACCCCCUAAAGCCUCAGACCCUGACCCACAGCUUAUUUCAAAAGAGUUGAAUGGUAAUUCAGUAUUACCACAGAUAUUCAAUUUACCUAAGAGAUAAUCAGCUCCAAAGUAUGCUUUGCUUUGGAAGUUUUGUUGUUGUCAGUGUUGGGUGUUCUGGUUUGCUGUCUCAUCUGAAUAUUCAUAAAAGGGCAUUCAUAAUAGCAUGGUAACUUCCAGUUGUAAAAACUAAAAUCUCAUUGGAGAAGAUGGAGGACAGAUUGCAGUGCAGCAUCAGAAAAUAGAAUAUCUGUGAUAUUGCUUGAAAAUGCUGGUAGUUGUGGCUAAUUCCUUUGUGCUGAUAUACUUUUCUCCAUGGUGGAAAGGUAUAAGCAAACCUGUGAUUUUGUGUGCAGAUGAAUUGUCACAUUUUAAUUCGCUGUUAUAUUCUGUUUGAUUUCCUCGUGGCCUCAGGGCCACAUUAUCUAACACUUAAAUUGGAAAAGCAUUUGCUCAAGCUGUUUUUGUACAGAUUCUUGAAUUGGUUAUGCCCAAUAAUUGCUUUUGGUAAUGAUUAUUCUUUGAAUUUGUAGCCGUAAGUCAAAUUAUGGCAUGUUAACCCUAAACUAACAGAUUUAUUUAAAAAAUGAAUAUCUACACUCUCACCAUUUAUUUAAAAAAUACUAUUUGGGAGAGCUGUGGUGUUCUAUUUGUAAGUUUGGCUGUCUCAAUGACAGCAUGAUCGCACAUGCACGCACAGUUGUGCAAAUAGUCACAGGAGCCAAUGAAAAUAGCUGGCCUGCAGUUUGUCUCAGCAGAAAUGAAAGACUUUGAUUUCAGACAUUUAUGCUGAAUUCCUAAAUAUGGUUGAGCCUCUGCAGGCCGAAAAAGCUCCAACACAGACUGGGAGUUUGGAAAAUUCACAGGCUUGUAUAGGCUCCGCAUUCAUCUAUCAAAAACGCGACAUCCAAAUCAGUCGGUUCGCUUUCGCUCUGCAGAUUCGAGAGUGCAUGUCCUUUACAUACUGUUUGAGGGAUACCUUCUGUUUUCGUGUAUAGAUUAAUGGUGCAGGAGAAUUUAUAUCGGCUGCAGAGCUUCCUCCAUUGUCAGUGCUUUAGAUUUCCUCCCUGUGAGCGAGACUUUACCUUUUUAAUGCAGUCUUUGUUCACCACCGUGUGUUGCCUGCUUCAGUGAUGCAAAAUGGUGCUACUCUCUUCUUCUUUACUGGCACCUGUGUUACCUGCUUCGUAGAUCAACUUUUACUAAACAUUGGCCAGUUCCUUUAUUCAUGACCACAUCAAAAGCUGCCGUGUAUAAUAUUUUUGUCUCAAUCAACCAAAAUCACUACAUAUGAUUGAAGUAUUACAGUUGUACAGUUCCAUAAAUUGUACAGAUAUUAAUGUGCUGGUCUAUUGUUGCUCUGCUGUAUCUUUUUAUGACAUAAUUUUUUACCUGUUAUUAGACAUAUUGUGACCAUGUCCUAUGCAAAUACAGAAAUUAACAGAAUUGUAAAAUAUUGUAUGUUGUCUUAACCUGUAUGCAUGAAUUAGUGAAGUUUACAUUUGGGAAAUAAAUUCAUAAAUAAGCAGCCA